AUGCUAGCACUGCAAGCAUAUUUUCCAUCACUACGGCCACCGAAUUGUGACACUUCAAAGCAAUGGAGCAACUGUGAGCCUCUUCAUGGCCACAAGGCUGUUAUCCUUUACAUUGCCUUAUAUAUUAUGGCAUUAGGGAAUGGGUGUUUCAGAGCUAACCUUCCACCUUUCGGGGCAGAGCAAUCCAGUGAAAAUGAUGAUGACGACCAGACAUCAAAUUCUUCAUCAUCAUUGCCGCGGUGGCGGCGGCACAAGUCUAGUAGUUACUUCAAUUGGCUCAACUUAAGUACUGUGGCUGGAAAUAUAAUUAGCCUAAUUUUCAUAGUUUGGGUUCAGAAGAACUAUGGAUGGGCACAAGGCUUUGCUCUAUCUGCAGCUGUUCAGCUACUUGGAGUCUUGGUGCUUGCUUCUGGUUUAUUGUUUUAUCGUAACCAAAUGCCUAGAGGAAGCCCUCUAACUCGAAUUUUGCAGGUUUUGGUGGCUGCAUUUAGAAAAAGAAAACUUGGAUUACCUGAGAAUGAAGAGGAGCUGCACCAAGAGAGAUCCAAUGAAAACGUGGUGGAUGAGAUGCUUUCACACACAGAGGGCUUCAAAUUCCUAGAUAAAGCUUCAAUUUCGAUAUUCGGCGGCUCUAAUAUGAAAUGGGCCCUUUGUAGCAUGAACCAAGUAGAGGAGACAAAGAUAGUUUUGAGAAUGCUCCCAAUCUUCAUCAGUGCUGUACUUGCUUACAUUCCAAUCCCACAACUCUUGGCUUUCACUAUCCAGCAAAGUAACACAAUGGACACUACUAUGCUGGGAAAACUCAUGAAGAAUAAUAUUAAUGUCUCUCCAGUUACUCUCAUUGCAGUCCCCAUGGUUAUGCAAAUGGUUUUUCUUGUUAUCUAUGACAGACUAUUCGUGCCAUUCGCGAGGAAGAUGACCGGAUAUCGAACCGGCAUCACUCCCUUGCAACGCGCAGGCGUAGGCUUCAUGGUAGUUUCAUUAGGAACUGGUACAGCUGCCUUGAUAGAGAAGAGAAGGAAAAGAAUUGCAAGGCAGUAUGGAUUAAUAAUGGAUGAUCAUCAAGUGCCCAUGUCUAUAAUGUGGCUUGGGCCACAAUAUUUUUCUAUAAUGAUAACUGAUGUUUUCACAUAUGUUGGAUUGCUAGAGUUCUUCAAUAUUGAAGCAUCAAGAGGAAUGAAAUCACUGGGUUCUGCUAUCUUCUCAUGUGUCUUAGGCUUGGCAUCCUUUCUGGGUUCUGUUCUAGUGGAUGUACUAAACAAAGCCACAAGUUCAACUGGAACAAAUAAUAUUGGAUGGCUUGGGGGAAACAAUUUGAACAAGAAUUAUCUUGACCAUUUCUAUUGGCUGCUUUCCAUCCUUGGCUUGGUAGGGUUUUUCAACUAUUUGUAUUGGGCAAAGAGUUAUGUGUAUAAGAGAAAUAAGCUUAUUCGAAUGGAAGAUGGCUGA
Telopea speciosissima is the source of this 1449-nucleotide messenger RNA. RefSeq names its product protein NRT1/ PTR FAMILY 4.3-like. The coding region runs from base 1 to 1449 and encodes 482 amino acids. The record is from RefSeq and is a predicted model, not a curated record. Gene Ontology annotation, cellular component: membrane. The transcript has 3 exons. Gene Ontology annotation, biological process: transmembrane transport. Gene Ontology annotation, molecular function: transmembrane transporter activity. Lineage: Eukaryota; Viridiplantae; Streptophyta; Magnoliopsida; Proteales; Proteaceae.